This is a messenger RNA of Chenopodium quinoa (quinoa), 1457 nucleotides long. Its product is annotated as succinate dehydrogenase [ubiquinone] iron-sulfur subunit 2, mitochondrial-like. Gene Ontology annotation, molecular function: electron transfer activity; 2 iron, 2 sulfur cluster binding. The transcript is spliced from 2 exons. Gene Ontology annotation, biological process: respiratory electron transport chain; aerobic respiration; tricarboxylic acid cycle. Lineage: Eukaryota; Viridiplantae; Streptophyta; Magnoliopsida; Caryophyllales; Amaranthaceae. The record is from RefSeq and is a predicted model, not a curated record. The coding region runs from base 246 to 1082 and encodes 278 amino acids. Gene Ontology annotation, cellular component: mitochondrion.
AUAUUAAAAGGCGGUGUGUUUAGCGCUCUAGAGGCAAACCACGACACCCUUCUAUUUUACUCACGGCUAAAAAAUUAGCCACGCCACCGUCUCUAACGCAGCCAAACCCAAUUUUAAUACUCACUUGUAAUUUCAUCAUUCCUUCUUUUAUUUGCCCAACAAACUAUCUCUUUCCUCUUUUCUCGCAAUUCCCAUUUCUCCUGAUUUCCCCCCAUUUUCUCUCUCCUCUUCCUCCGACCACAACAAUGGCUUCGGGUCUCCUCCGCCGCACCACCACCACCGCUACAACCUCGCCGCUCAGCCGUCUACUCCUCUCCCGCCUCCACGCCUCCGACGCCUCCGCCUCCACCGCAUCAUCGCCGCCACCAAAAUCGAUGAAAACCUUCCAAAUCUACCGCUGGAACCCCGACAAUCCUUCCAAACCUGAGCUCAAAAACUACGAGAUCAACCUCAAGGAGUGCGGCCCCAUGGUCCUCGACGCUCUCAUCAAGAUCAAGAACGAAAUCGAUCCUUCUCUCACCUUCCGCCGAUCUUGCCGCGAAGGAAUUUGUGGCUCCUGCGCUAUGAAUAUCGAUGGUUGUAAUGGCCUCGCUUGUCUUACGAAGAUCGAUUCGUCGGCUUCGGCUGCUUCGAUGAUUACGCCGUUGCCGCAUAUGUUUGUGGUUAAGGAUUUGGUGGUUGAUAUGACCAAUUUCUAUAACCAGUAUAAGAGUAUUGAGCCUUGGUUGAAGAGGAAGAAUCCUGCUACUACUCCUGGGAAAGAGUAUCUUCAAAGUAAGGAGGAUAGGAAGAAGUUAGAUGGAAUGUAUGAGUGUAUUCUUUGUGCUUGUUGUAGUACUUCUUGCCCUAGUUAUUGGUGGAAUCCUGAAUCUUAUUUGGGUCCUGCUGCUUUGCUUCAUGCUCAUCGAUGGAUAGCUGAUAGCCGUGAUGAGUACACUGAGGAGCGACUAGAGGCAAUUAAUGACGAGUUCAAGCUGUAUAGGUGCCAUACUAUUAUGAACUGUACUCGUGCCUGCCCAAAGGGUUUGAACCCUGCAAAGCAGAUCCAACAGAUUAAACGUCUCGAGCAGCAUGCUAAGUGAUGAUGCUAAUUUUCCAGUUCUUGAUGUUUAGGGUUUCUAUCAAAUGUUUCAGUGCAGUAUGUACACUGAAACAUGCAACUUGGAAUAUUUAUUGCAAGCCUAUUUGUGCAGGAAAAUAAUUUGGGAACUGCUAGUCUGCAGUUACUUGAUUUGUGCCAGUGCUUCUAUGGCAUUUUUAUUUUGUUAUAUUGAAGUGUAUUGAUUCAUAAGAUUAUCAGGGGUGGUUAAUAAAUUUAGGUUGUGAUGUUCUCCUUUUGCUGCUUAUAUGGAGAGAGCACUGUGUGUUCGAACUAGAUUGUACACCACCUUGAAUAUCUUUACAUCUAAGACCCCUGUUAUUGGAAAUUUAUACAAAAUUAUGUGGUCAAGGCUAAA